AUGGCGGUCCUCUCAAUCAAGUCCAAGUUUCGCGGCCCUGCGCCAUCAGCGGACCCCUCACAGGCCGAUAUCAUCGAUGAGACCCUUGACCUCUUCCGUGCCAACUCGCUCUUCCGCAACUUCGAGAUCAAAGGCCCUGCGGACCGUCUACUCAUCGUCUUGAUUCUCUUCGUAUCUGACUGUCUGGCAAAGAUCGGCUCAGCACGUACUGUGCCCAGCCAGAUCGAGGCAACCAAGUUGCUCAACACGUUGGCUGUGGACAAUUUCCCCGUUCCCGGCGACGCCAACUUCUCGCUGAAUGCGCACUAUGCAUCUCCAGCAAGCCGAGCAGAUGCAGAUUACCUACGGCAAUACUUGACGCAAGUGCGGCAGGAACUUGCAGCACGCCUCAUCGAGCGACUGUACGCAGAUGGCACGGGCAAACCGAGCAAAUGGUGGAUGUCGUUCCAGAAAAGGCGCUUCAUGAGCAGGAGCUUGGGCGCAUAG
Molecule: messenger RNA, 486 nt
Organism: Postia placenta MAD-698-R-SB12
Lineage: Eukaryota; Fungi; Basidiomycota; Agaricomycetes; Polyporales; Adustoporiaceae
Exons: 3
Coding region: 1-486 (161 amino acids)
Biological process (GO): Arp2/3 complex-mediated actin nucleation; regulation of actin filament polymerization
Cellular component (GO): Arp2/3 protein complex; cytoskeleton
Molecular function (GO): actin filament binding
Source: RefSeq, a predicted model, not a curated record